AUGGGUAAAGCUGUUGCUGAAAAAUUCGUGGGAAAAUGGAAGCAGGAAUCGACCGAUAACAUCGAAGAGCUGAACACGAAGCUCGGAUUCGGCUGGGCGACACGAAAAAUUGCAAACAUGAUGGAUGUCUACAUCGAAAUCACCUGCAAUGCCGAUAGCAUUCAUUUCUCAACAAAAACGAAGCUGAAGAACAUGGAAUCGACCCUCCCCUACACCGGCAGCUCCGACCAAAAAGGUUUUAGCGACGAGACAAUUGCCACGACCAUCACUUACGAAGGCGACGAUAUGGUCAUCAAUGGCAAGGGAGUCAAAUGCGGCGACAAACUCGAGGAUUCGCGUCGAGUCUUCUCCCUCCGAGAUGGAAAACUGCACGUCAUCCAGACCGUAGGAGGCGUUACCGGCACUCGAGUUCUUGUCAAACAAUAA
This is a messenger RNA of Oikopleura dioica, 426 nucleotides long. The record is from the annotation of a GenBank genome assembly. Lineage: Eukaryota; Metazoa; Chordata; Appendicularia; Copelata; Oikopleuridae.